This is a messenger RNA of Camellia sinensis, 1095 nucleotides long. RefSeq lists its product as uncharacterized. Gene Ontology annotation, molecular function: hydro-lyase activity. The record is from RefSeq and is a predicted model, not a curated record. Gene Ontology annotation, biological process: fatty acid biosynthetic process. NCBI's taxonomy places the organism in Eukaryota, Viridiplantae, Streptophyta, Magnoliopsida, Ericales, Theaceae.
UCAAUUUGUUCAACCAAAACCCAAACCAAAAAACCUUCCUCCACUCCCCCUCGUUACUGUCGCCUCUCUCUCUCUCUCUCUCUCCCCCCAUCACCUUCUCAAUAAAUUUCUCAAAACCUAAACCCACCCAUCACAAACACCUCUCUCUCUCUCUCUCACUCUCUCACUCUCUCACUCUCACAUCAAUGGCUUCGACAGCUCUCUCUCACACCACACUUUUUCCUCUCCUCUCAGCUCUCACCGAACCCACACCAACUUCUCUCUUUCUUUGCGUCGAUCGAUUUCUGUCUCCUCCUCUACAACCUCUUCUUAUCUCCAGAUCCCUCAUUCUCCCGACCCAAUCGAAGACCAAUCGCACUUGUUUUGUAUCUAAUUGUUCUGCAGUUGGGAAACAAAACUCCACCGAAGAAGUUCCCAUCGAAUUCAGGUACCCAGCGUUUCCGAGCGUGAUUGAUAUCAAUCAGAUUCGCGAGAUUUUGCCCCACCGCUUUCCCUUUCUUCUAGUAGAUAGAGUGAUUGAAUACAAUCCAGGAGUUUCAGCUGUUGCUAUUAAGAAUGUAACAAUAAAUGAUAACUUCUUUCCUGGGCAUUUCCCCGAGAGGCCUAUUAUGCCUGGUGUCCUCAUGGUUGAGGCAAUGGCACAGGUCGGUGGCAUAGUCAUGCUGCAGCCAGAAGUGGGAGGAUCCCGUGACAACUUCUUCUUCGCUGGAAUCGACAAAGUCAGAUUCCGGAAGCCAGUUAUUGCAGGAGACACAUUGGUGAUGAGAAUGACACUCAUCAAGCUACAGAAACGGUUUGGAAUAGCGAAGAUGGAAGGGAAGGCAUACGUCGGAGGCGAGGUGGUAUGUGAGGGUGAAUUUUUGAUGGCUAUGGGUAGUGAAUGAUAUUGAUGUCUGCAACUGAUAUUGUUAAAAUUUUUGCAGUAUCUGUUGAUUUUCUGAUUUUCUUUCCUUUGUUUUUUUAGCAAAACCUAAGGCAACCUCUCCAUUUUGUUGUUGUUAGAACUGUUGAGCAUCUAUUUUAUCUUUAGACAAAGUCUACAUUAAUAUGACCUAAAUGCCCAGUAGCUUUUCAGUAAUGUUGGUUUUCAUUUAA